Cajanus cajan (pigeon pea) is the source of this 1746-nucleotide messenger RNA. RefSeq lists its product as uncharacterized. NCBI's taxonomy places the organism in Eukaryota, Viridiplantae, Streptophyta, Magnoliopsida, Fabales, Fabaceae. The record is from RefSeq and is a predicted model, not a curated record. Gene Ontology annotation, molecular function: S-adenosylmethionine-dependent methyltransferase activity; O-methyltransferase activity.
UAAUUAUAAUUGUAAAGAUAGAAAUGAUACAGUAAGUUUUAUCCUAAAAGGAAAUAAUUUUAAUGAGUAUGACGUGCAUUUCUCAACUAAUAUUGAUAAAUGCUAUUUUUACACCUCUUUUAAUAUCAAUAUUUGGGAGGGAAGGUUUUAUAAUGGUGGGCGAGGGUUCUCUUUAUUAUAUCAAUGAUAUGGUGACCAUUUUUUUUAUUUUAAAUUUUGCUGACACCCUUUGUACUUUUGAAUGGUAAUACUGGGAUAUAUCGUGUUUUUCUUGAAGAUAGAUUGCGUCUUACUAAGAGUCAUUUUAGUCGUAAUUAGAUACGUGGGAAUCAUCUGUUGGUCUAAGUCCAAUGUCAACCAUCUGUUUGUAAAAUUGUCUCUGAGGAAAAAAAGGCAAAAGGGUACUUGAAAGUCAGGGAUAGGAAGAUACGUUGGUGUGGUACAAGGUUGUAUGGUUAUGGCAUAUAGGAGCAUCAACUUGGUGAUUCAUCAGGGGUCAAUGUCGCCCCAUGAAUUCCCUGUAGCUUCUCAACUGAGACCUGCAAGCUUUCAUCCGUUUUCUUCAACUUGGGUUAUUACCAAUGGAGCCCUUAAUGUGUCACCACUAAGGUGGAGCUACAAUGCUUCUUCUUGUUAUUGCUUCCGUUUGAGGGAGUGCAGAUGCAAGUGGAAACGGCUUGUCAGAAGCUGUUCCACCAGUGAGUUUGUUGUUGCCAGUGAUGAAAAUUAUGGCAACAAGCAGGUUGUUAGCCUCACUCCCCGCCUCUACGAAUAUGUCCUCAAAAAUGUUCGAGAGCCAGAGAUUCUAAGGCAAUUGCGAGGGGAGACGGCCUCUAUGCGUGGAAGUCAGAUGCAGGUGUCCCCUGAUCAGGCACAGCUGCUAGCAAUGCUUGUGCAGAUUCUUGGAGCAGAACGGUGUAUUGAAGUUGGUGUUUAUACUGGAUACUCAUCUCUAGCCAUAGCAUUAGUUCUGCCGGAAUCAGGUCGUUUAGUUGCCUGUGAAAGAGAUGCCAAAUCUCUUGAUGUUGCCAAGAAGUAUUAUCAGCUAGCUGGUGUUUCACAUAAGGUGGAUGCAAAACUUGGACUUGCAAUGGAUUGCCUAGAAUCUUUAAUUCUGAAUGGUGAAGCAGGAAGUUAUGAUUUUGCGUUUAUUGAUGCUGAGAAAAAAAUGAACGAGAAAUAUUUUGAACUGCUGCUACAGCUGGUGAGGGUUGGAGGUCUUAUUGUAAUUGAUAAUGUCCUUUGGCAUGGAAAAGUUGCUGACCCAUUGGUAUAUGACCCUAAAACUAUCAGCAUUAGAAAUUUUAAUCAAAAGUUAAUGGAAGACAAGCGUGUAAGCAUCAGUAUGGUACCUAUUGGAGAUGGGAUGACAAUCUGCCGAAAAAGAUGACCCAUUUUUUAAUAAUUUGUUGGGUCCAUUCUCUAAGGCUCCUUUUGGUAAGGAUCUGAGAACUGCAUACUAAUGAAUGUCAUUUUGGCUCCACAGGGAGGUCUUCUCUGCCACAAAUUUUGUACAGAAUAAAGGUUGUGACACCCUCUACCUCAACAUUAAUACACAAUAAGUAUAAACAAUAAUUUUUUUUUCCUUUUUGAGUAAAUAAAAUCUUUCAUAAUUGAUAACCUCUUUCAUGGAUGAAAUAUUUGUCUCAAAUAUUAUAAGGUAGAAAAUUCACAUUCGUAACUCAUAAAUUAUAGAAAGUCAUCAUGUAAGUAUAAAAAUUCAAGAAAUCAUACAAAGAAAAAUAU